AUGAUAUAAAUCCAUAAAUUGAAGAAUAAGAAAAUUAAUUAACUAGAAUUCUUUAUGUCAAGAAUCUUACUUUUAGUAAAAAUGAAAAAACUUUACUUAAAUUUAUAUCUUAAAAAGUUAAUGAUGUAAAAAAAUGAGACAAUAAUUAAUAAAGAAGGAGUUUUUCAGGGUUAUGGAUUUAUUGAAUUUGAUAAACCAGAAUCUGCCCAAAAAGCAUUGCGUAUAAAUAAUUUGAUUUUAGAUGAUCAUUUAUUACAACUCAGUUAAAGUAAACAAAAACCAAAAUAAUGUGUGAAUAAAUUAUAUUCUAAUAGAUUUAAAUAAAAGAAAAUAAAAAUCGCAAAUAGAACCAACAAACAAACUUUUAAUCAAAAAUUUACCCUUUGAAGCAAAUGCCUAAGAACUAAGAAGAUUGCUCAAAUAAUAUGGAGAACUUAAAAAAUUAAGACUUCCUAAAAAACUUUAUGGAAGCAUUAGAGGAUUUGCAUUUGCUGAAUUUCUCAAUAACGAAGAAGCUUAGAAUGCAGCUGAAUCUUUAUAAAAUAUAAACUUCUAGGGAAGAAGAUUAGUUAUUGAAUAUUCAAAAGAAGAGUGA
Messenger RNA from Paramecium primaurelia, 595 nucleotides. NCBI's taxonomy places the organism in Eukaryota, Ciliophora, Oligohymenophorea, Peniculida, Parameciidae. The record is from the annotation of a GenBank genome assembly.